AUGGGCCUCAUCACCAGGGAGCUGAUGGCGGCGGUAUGGGACGCCAACAAUAACAGCCAGGAUACCCAUCCGAUAGACGAUGCGCAACUUCUACAAAGAUCCUCUCUUAUCACGCGAAAGUCCUUAGAUGUCGACCCUCUAUCUCCAGCCGCUCGUUCCGGCCUUAUUGCCGUCUCGAUACUGGCACUAUUCUCUUUGUUGGCAACGUUCGGGCUACUCAGCUUCAUCACAUACCGCUUCAUCUUCUGGCAGAAAUACUACAAACGAAGCCUUACCAGCAAUCAGUACAUCGUCCUCAUUUACAACCUGAUUCUGGCUGAUUUCGUGCAGUCGUUAUCUUUCGUUUUGUGUCUUCAUUUUGUCUCGGAGGAUGCUAUCAAGAGCGGCUCAACGGCCUGCGUCUUACAGGGACUGUUGGUACAGGCCGGUGACCCCGGAAGUGGUCUAUUCGUCUUGGUUAUCGCUGCUCAUACGUUUUUGCUUGUUACUUCGGGGAAAUUGGUGCCUCAUAGGUGGUUCGCUGCCGGCGUUGUGGGAAUGUGGGUGUUCUUGGCCAUCUUGGUCAUUAUUCCAGUCGCUUCGUAUGGAUUGGGUGUUUUUACUCCUUCGGGAGUAUGGUGCUGGAUCGAUUCCGCCUACGAAGACUACCGCCUUUACACUCAUUACAUCUGGAUUUUUAUGGCCGAAUUCGGCACCGUCGUUCUCUACGCCAUCAUGUUCUUUCAGCUGCGCCGACAGAUGGCUGCCUCUUCGAUUCUCGCCGGAAGUCAAAUGGAAAGUCUUAAACGUCUUCGCCGCGUCGUCAGCUACAUGGUUAUCUACCCAGUCGCAUACGUCGUCUUGUCGCUUCCCCUCGCCGCCGGACGAAUGAUGACGGCACAAGGAAAGACACCUAGCACAACAUACUUUUGCGUUGCCGGAGCCAUGAUGACAAGCUCUGGAUUCGUGGAUGUGUUGUUGUAUACGCUUACUCGUCGCAAUUUGAUCAUUUACUCUGAAGUGAGUGCCCACCGCGGUAAUUACGACAAUAUGGGUAGCCAAAGCCAAUCGAAGCGAAAAAUGAGUCGUUUAAUGUCCAAUAGCAAGGGACUGGCCACAAUGACUACGACCAUUACCAGUCAUGUUGAUGAUUCGGUCCAGGGUGGUAAAUUCCGCCGAGGCCGAGUUGCUCCUGAGCAUGAAACGAUAUACUCGACUGACUCUCAAGAUAACGACAACAAUAAUACCUCCACUGAGAACAUCGUUCAGAAGGAUGUUGAGCUUGCGGAGUUGGGCAAGGUCUAUCAAAAGACGACGAUUGAAGUUACGAGUGAGCCUGCUCCUUAUCAUCCUCGGAGUGCUCGGAAUUCUGGUCCUGGGGAGGAUGGUAAUAAUAAUAAUAAGAACUGGUGA
Messenger RNA from Talaromyces marneffei, 1392 nucleotides. RefSeq lists its product as uncharacterized. Gene Ontology annotation, cellular component: plasma membrane. The coding region runs from base 1 to 1392 and encodes 463 amino acids. Gene Ontology annotation, biological process: adenylate cyclase-activating G protein-coupled receptor signaling pathway. Gene Ontology annotation, molecular function: G protein-coupled receptor activity. The record is from RefSeq and is a predicted model, not a curated record. The transcript has 2 exons. Lineage: Eukaryota; Fungi; Ascomycota; Eurotiomycetes; Eurotiales; Trichocomaceae.